Molecule: messenger RNA, 759 nt
Organism: Penicillium canescens
Lineage: Eukaryota; Fungi; Ascomycota; Eurotiomycetes; Eurotiales; Aspergillaceae
Product: type 1 glutamine amidotransferase
Exons: 3
Coding region: 1-759 (252 amino acids)
Cellular component (GO): nucleus; cytosol
Source: RefSeq, a predicted model, not a curated record
AUGUCAAACCGUCUUCGUGUAGCUGUUCUCGUGUGUGACACCCCAAUUCAGCCAGUCCUCGAGCAAUAUGGCGACUACCAUGCUAUCUUCCAAGCUCUGAUGAAGCAAGGUUUCAAAGACUUGGAGUUAUCAGACGAAAUUGAUGUGGAAUUCAGCGGUUACCAUGUGGUAAACAAUCCUCAGUUCCCUGAACUGCGAGACUACGAUGCCUUGCUCAUGACCGGAAGCAAACAUGAUGCCUGGGCCGACGAUGAGUGGAUCGUCGGUCUCACGAGCUACGUGACGAGUGUGUUUGAAGCGAAGAAGCCUGUAGUUGGCAUCUGCUUCGGACACCAGAUUCUCGCACGAGCACUGGGGGCCAAAGUGGGAAGAAGUGAAAUCGGAUGGGAGAUCUCUGUGGAGGAGCUCAAUUUGACCGAUACCGGGAAGAAGUUGUUUGGAAAGAACACACUGUCCAUCCAACAAAUGCAUCGAGAUAUUGUCUUCGAUAUCCCGGCUGGCUGCACCAACCUUGCGACAAGUCCGAUUUGCGGGGUCCAGGGUCUUUACUUGCCACAGCGAGUGUUGUCGGUGCAGGGGCAUCCUGAGUUUCACGAAGGAAUCAUGUCUAGUUUGCUAGAAGUGAGGCAUGCAAGCGGUUUAUUCAAUGAUGGAUUAUAUAAGGAUGGGUUGUCGCGUGCGGGGAAUCCUCAUGAUGGGCGAUUGAUAGCGAAGGCAAUGGCGAAGUUCAUUGUGGAGGCACAAAGUAGCAAAUCAUAA